AUCAGGAGUCCUGCUUUUUCAGUCUUCAAAUGGGAGCUGCUUGAAUAAAGAACAGAGAUUGCUUUUAUUUCUUAGAUUUUUUUCCCUGCUUUUAUAUUAAAUCCGAGAGAAUACUUUCGCUUUCUGUUUUCUUUUUUAAUAUAUCCUAUAUAUUCCCAAAGUGGCUUCUGGAUAUUUAUCAGGAGGAAGAGUGACCCAUCGCCACUGAAUGCAGCAUGGGCUCUGAUGAUUCUUACAACUUUGUCUUUAAAGUGGUUCUGAUAGGGGAGUCCGGUGUGGGAAAAAGCAACCUUCUGUCCCGCUUCACCAAGAAUGAGUUCCUUCACGACAGCCGCACCACCAUCGGUGUGGAGUUCAGCACACGGACUGUUCAGCUGGAAAACUUCACCAUCAAAGCCCAAAUCUGGGACACAGCUGGGCUGGAGCGCUACAGGGCCAUCACCUCAGCAUAUUACAGAGGAGCGGUUGGAGCGUUGUUGGUGUAUGACAUCAGCAAACACCUGACCUAUGAGAGUGCAGAACGAUGGCUGAAGGAGCUGUAUGAUCACGCAGACCCUCACAUUGUGGUCAUGCUAGUGGGAAACAAGAAAGACCUGGAGAACCUCAGGACCGUCCCCACAGAGGAGGCCAAAGACUUUGCAGACAAGAAAGGCCUCAUGUUCAUGGAGACAUCAGCGUUGGACUCUACAAAUGUAGAAGCUGCUUUCAACGAAGUCCUCACAGCGAUUCACAAGAAGGUGGCGAGCAGAGAGGUGACCCGUGGCUCCAUCAGUGCCGUGACCCUGUCCAGUCAACUGGGUGCUGCAAGAGAUGCUCAGGAGGAGCGGAAAGGCUGCUGCAAGAGCUCCUAAAGGACUGACUCCCACUCUUAGACAGAUUUGUGUUGAGCCAACACCAUGCUUGACUGAAGUUAAAGCUCAGCCUCUCUGUCAGUCUGAUAGUGAGGCACUGCAGCCUGUCAUAGACCUUUUUUUCAAUACGGAAACUGUACAGUUUUUAGGUCAUUGAUUUAAUGCUCAGAUAUUAAGUGAAUCCAUAUUUUAUAGUCAUAUUUCAUAUGUAGUAUUUCCUCUGCGGGUUAUUGGGAAAUUUUACUUUAUUUGGUUCUAUUUUUCUCUCUCUGUGUGUUUUCAAAUCUGCUUUGCAAAGUUGUGUUGUUUUUUCUAAAAGGGAGAAUUUUGACUUGGAAUAAAUU
This is a messenger RNA of Cyprinodon variegatus (sheepshead minnow), 1195 nucleotides long. Its product is annotated as ras-related protein Rab-25-like. The coding region runs from base 216 to 851 and encodes 211 amino acids. Gene Ontology annotation, molecular function: GTP binding; GTPase activity. Gene Ontology annotation, biological process: exocytosis. Lineage: Eukaryota; Metazoa; Chordata; Actinopteri; Cyprinodontiformes; Cyprinodontidae. The transcript has 5 exons. The record is from RefSeq and is a predicted model, not a curated record. Gene Ontology annotation, cellular component: recycling endosome.